Molecule: messenger RNA, 3382 nt
Organism: Jaculus jaculus (lesser Egyptian jerboa)
Lineage: Eukaryota; Metazoa; Chordata; Mammalia; Rodentia; Dipodidae
Gene: Gpr22
Product: G protein-coupled receptor 22
Exons: 3
Coding region: 1471-2769 (432 amino acids)
Biological process (GO): G protein-coupled receptor signaling pathway
Cellular component (GO): membrane
Molecular function (GO): G protein-coupled receptor activity; peptide binding
Source: RefSeq, a predicted model, not a curated record
GACAAGGUAGGCUGUCAUUCUGCAAAUGCUGCUCAGAACAGGCUUUCCUCUGAAAAGCAGUGUCGUUCCUUUUCAGAAAGACGGGAUCUAAAUGUUGUCUCCCGGGAAGAGAAGCCUUCAGUAUGCUAAAUUACUUUCAUUAUGCAUUUUCAGAUGCUUAUUGACUCCACAGUAGGAAGAGUGAGAGACUGCUGCAGCCUCAAAGCAGCACUCCACGUUCCAUACAUUCAGGGUACUGCUGAAACAAUGGCACGGUUCAGAUACAGAUUUUCAUUAAGGUCAUUUGCCAGGAGACGUCAAUGACCCUCUUGCUCCAGUCCUCUACUAACAAGUGAACAACAUAAAUCCAUCAAAACUGGAAAUGCCUCAACUACAUCAAGAAUUGGUCAAAUUGUUAGCAGAGGGCCCAAAGCAGCUAAUUCAAUUACAACUGACAAUAUGAAGAAUGCAACUGACUGAGAAUCUCCCUAGCUCUCUGACCCACGAACUGCAAGAUAUCUUUACAGCACAUGAGCUUAAGAGAUGAAGGAGUUAAAACAGCUCUUACAUUACUGCUGGGAUAUAACAAGUCAACAGACUCCUAAGAAGAUGGUGUAAAAAAUAAAAUAGCCACUAGAAGAAAACAAUAUAACUCUAAAAGCUUGAAAACAAAAUGGUGAGCAUUUUUAAAGACGAAGUUUCUACUUUAACAAACCAGAAUUGUGGAAGCUACCAAUUCUUCAAGAAAACAAUGAAACAUAAAUCUCAAAAUGAGAACAACAUAAUUCACCAGCAAGCACAAUGAAGCUUUAGCAAGUGUUUUCUGCACUAAAUAUUCAGAUAUUCAUAUCAAUUGAUAUGACUAAUGGAUUUUUCCAUCUGAGCUUUAUGACCAAUUAUGUAUCCUCUUCUAAUGAGAACAAACCAAAUUAAAUAGCAGAUGGUUUUUAUCAAAAGAACAUGGACUGGAUUUAUAAUAUAGAGCAAAUUAUGUGAUCAAGAAAUCAUUUCAAAAUAAUGAGGACUGCUGUAGACACAGACUUUCAAUUGUUAUCAAAAGGAUGUCUAAAUGAAAUUUAGAAGCUAGCACUCUUAUGCUUCCUUUUCAGCUUCACAAAUUCUGGAAAAUAAAGAGACACUACCGACACUACCAUGUAUUCCCCUCAAAGGGAGAUGCAAUUCCUAUCAUUCAAUGAAGUUUCAUUUGGCUGUGACUUUUUAAGGCAAAACAAACAAUUAUUACAUACUGUUCUUUAGAAAUCCAUCAACCAACUACAACUCACGCGUCAUAUAGCUGAACUACUAGGGAGAAAAAUAAAAGAAGUCUUAUGAGACAUGAAAUAAAACACAGCCACUUCACUGUCAUCAAGAAAAAACUCAUGUCAAAAUCUGUCAAUGACAUCAUGUAUCAUUUUGUGAAAAACUGCCACAGUGAGCCAAAAGGCCCAUAAGGCAACAGCUAACAGGGGAAAAACCAACUGCUCCAAAAGAAUGUGUUUUCCUCCUGUUCUGGAAAUCAACAUGCAGUCUGAAUCUAACAUCACAGUGCGGGACGACACUGAUGACACUGACGCCAACAUGUACCAACCGCUGUCAUAUCCACUAAGCUUUCAAGUGUCUCUCACUGGAUUUCUCAUGCUAGAAAUUGUGUUGGGACUUGGCAGCAACCUUACCGUACUGGUACUUUACUGCAUGAAAUCCAACUUAAUCAACUCUGUCAGUAACAUUAUUACAAUGAAUCUUCAUGUACUUGAUGUAAUAAUUUGUGUGGGAUGUAUUCCUCUAACAAUAGUUAUCCUCCUGCUCUCACUGGAGAGUAACAGUGCUCUCAUCUGCUGUUUCCAUGAGGCUUGUGUUUCUUUUGCAAGUGUUUCAACAGCAAUCAACGUUUUUGCUAUCACUCUGGACAGAUACGACAUCUCUGUGAAACCUGCAAACCGAAUUCUGACAAUGGGAAGAGCUAUGAUGUUAAUGACAUCCAUUUGGAUUUUUUCCUUCUUCUCGUUCCUGAUUCCCUUUAUUGAGGUAAAUUUUUUCAGUCUUCAAAGUGGAAAUAUAUGGGAAAACAAGACACUUCUGUGUGUGAGUACAAAUGAAUACUACACUGAGCUGGGAAUGUAUUAUCACCUUCUAGUGCAGAUUCCAAUAUUCUUCUUCACAGUGAUAGUGAUGCUAAUCACAUACACCAAGAUACUGCAGGCCCUUAACAUUCGCAUAGGCACAAGAUUUUCAACAGGGCAGAAGAAGAAAGCAAGAAAGAAAAAGACGAUUUCUCUAACCACACAAGAGACUACAGACAUGUCACAAAGCAGUGGUGGGAGAAAUGUAGUCUUUGGUGUGAGAACUUCAGUUUCUGUGAUAAUCGCCCUCCGGCGAGCUGUGAAAAGACACCGCGAACGACGAGAAAGGCAGAAAAGAGUCUUCAGAAUGUCUUUAUUGAUUAUUUCCACUUUUCUUCUCUGUUGGACACCAAUUUCUGUUUUAAAUACCACCAUUUUGUGUUUAGGCCCAAGUGACCUUUUAGUAAAAUUAAGAUUAUGUUUUCUAGUCAUGGCUUAUGGAACAACUAUAUCUCACCCUCUAUUGUAUGCAUUCACUAGACAAAAAUUCCAAAAAGUCCUAAAGAGUAAAAUGAAAAAACGAGUUGUUUCCAUAGUGGAAGCUGAUCCCAUGCCCAAUAACGCUGUAAUACACAACUCAUGGAUAGAUCCUAAGAGAAACAAAAAGAUGGCAUAUGAAGACAGUGAAAUAAGAGAGAAGUGUUUGGUACCUCAGGUUGUAACAGACUAGGGAAGUCUAAGUUUCACCAAAUAUACAUUCAGAAGAGUUUUAAAUUUAAAUUGUAAAAUCUGAUUACUGCCAAAUGUAAGAACACAUUUUAAGUAUUGGUUACGUUGUAAAUUUUCAAUGUGAAUGUCAAUUAGAUUAGGUCAUAUAUAUUCAAUUUCUUCAUUACGUAAUAUAUUUGUUGCAUGGCAGUUUGUUAAAGCAAUAUUGUGUAUAUUUUGUCAAUAGUAUGUCCAUCAGAAGAUAAUUCAUGUAAGUCAUAUUUUCUAAAGAAUAAAUGCAUAGCCUUAAAAUAGUGUAUAACUUUAAAAUGUAAAGGUAUCAGCUUUUUAAAAAAAUACAAAGUGUAUUGUUUCUAAGCCACAAACUACAGAUAUAUUUAUAUGAUAACAGUUAACAUAAAAAAAAUUACUGGCUCAAAACAAUCAAAGGUUUUUCUGUACCAUUAUGUCACAUUUCCUGGUAAUAACUGAAGCAUCAAAAAUAAUCAGCUAUGUAUAAAAUUCCUUCUUUCUUUUGAAUGUAGAAAAUCAUAGACUGUAUUAGUAUUUGAAACCAUGAACCAAAAAGAAGAAGACAGGGAAGGAGUUGGGGGAGAAAAGGAAGAUAGGAAGGA